AUGGCUCGUGGUCCCAAGAAGCACCUGAAUUGUGUAGAAACUCCAAAGCAUUGGAUGCUGGAUAAACUGACUAGUGUGUUUGCUCCUUGUCCGUCUACAAGUCCCCACAAGCUGAAGGAAUGUCUCCCCCUACCCAUUUUCCUAAGGAACAGACAUAAGUAUGCCUUAACAGAAGAUGAAGUAAAGAUCUGCAUGCAGGGUUUCAUUAAGAUUGAUGGCAAGGUUCGCACUGAUAUAACCUACCCUGAUGGUUUUAUGGAUGUCAUCAGUAUUGACAAGACUGGAGAGAAUUUUCGUCUGAUCCAUGACACCAAGGACCGCUUUGCUAUUCAUCAUAUUACACCUGAGGAGGCCAAGUAUAAGUUGUGCAAAGUGAGAAAGAUCUUUGUGGGCACAAAAGGAAUCCCUCAUCUGGUGACCCAUGGUGCUCAUACCAUCAGCUACCCUGAUCCCCUCGUCAAGGUAAAUGACACCAUUCAAAUUGAUUUGGAGACUGGCAAGAUUAAUGAUUUUGUCAAAUUUGACACUGGUAACCUGAGCAUGGUGACUGGAGAUGCUAAUCUGGGAAGGAUUGGUGUGAUCACCAACCAGAAAAGACAUUCUGUUUCUUUUGAUAUAGUUCACGUGAAAGAUGCCAGUGGCAACAGCUUUGCCAUCUGGCUCUCCAACAUUUUCGUUAUUGGCAAAAACAACAAACCAUGGAUCUCUCUUCCCCAGGGAAGGGGUAUCUGCCUUACCAUUGCUGAGAAGAGAGACAAGAGACUGGAGGCCAAACAGAGCAGUGGAUAA
Eubalaena glacialis (North Atlantic right whale) is the source of this 789-nucleotide messenger RNA. RefSeq names its product small ribosomal subunit protein eS4, X isoform-like. The transcript has a single exon. Gene Ontology annotation, biological process: translation. The record is from RefSeq and is a predicted model, not a curated record. Gene Ontology annotation, molecular function: structural constituent of ribosome; RNA binding. The coding region runs from base 1 to 789 and encodes 262 amino acids. Lineage: Eukaryota; Metazoa; Chordata; Mammalia; Artiodactyla; Balaenidae. Gene Ontology annotation, cellular component: cytosolic small ribosomal subunit; ribosome.